Ogataea parapolymorpha DL-1 is the source of this 1155-nucleotide messenger RNA. Its product is annotated as Serine/threonine-protein kinase ISR1. NCBI's taxonomy places the organism in Eukaryota, Fungi, Ascomycota, Pichiomycetes, Pichiales, Pichiaceae. Gene Ontology annotation, cellular component: nucleus. The transcript has a single exon. Bases 1 to 1155 code for a protein of 384 amino acids. Gene Ontology annotation, biological process: mitotic DNA damage checkpoint signaling; protein phosphorylation. The record is from RefSeq and is a predicted model, not a curated record. Gene Ontology annotation, molecular function: ATP binding; protein serine/threonine kinase activity.
AUGUCCUGUCUUGGAACAGACUCAAUCACAGUUGAUACCACGAAUGUCAGCACGACGGGAACAACGGAGCCGUAUUAUAAUUCGCCAACCUCACCUUCAUCUCAGAAAUUUGAUAGCUCACAUGUUCUUUCAAAUAUUCUAGAUACCAGGCCGCAGAUUCCAAAACAUUAUAUCGGCGUACCAAAAACGCCAUCGGGUACGAAAUCCCUCACCCCAUAUAAAUUAAAAUCCAAAUCGCUGGAAAACUUUGUACUCUCUUCAGCAGUCUUCGAAAUCAAGCUCGAUAGGCUACUUGGCAAAGGAUCCAACUCAUAUGUGCAUUUGGCUACCCUGUCAACAAGAGAAACUAAAAAUAUGGCUAUGCAAUUUGCUAUCAAGAUCCCCACCGCCAAAAAUAAAGUCAAACUCAUUGAGAAGGAGACAGAGUUUUUGCUUCUUUUAAGAGACUAUAGAGACAACACAUGGUACCGGAAAUACGGUAAUAAGCCAUUUCCAUUUGUCGAUGCAUAUGGAUUGUACUAUCUGGACAAAACACACUUCCCCAUGCUUAAGAAAACAGACUUACUCCCUUGUCUUCUCUUGAAAAACUCCGAUACAGAUUUAUUCAGAUUUAUAAACGAAAGGCGCGAACUAACCAACGCAUAUGAACCAGCGAUCGGCCUAAAAAACUGGUUUUGUUUGUUUAACUUCUUACUAGACGUGCUCCAAGUCCUGCGAGACCUCGAAGCCGUUCACUGUGAUAUUAAAACAGACAAUAUCCUGGUGGAAAAUUCAUCCAAUUCUGAACCAACUUUCAAGCUCAUUGACUUUACGUCUUCCGCUGAAAUCGCGGAUAUUCACGAGCAGCCGGAAAUGACUCUGCAAUUCACUGCGCCAGAACUGCUCAAGGAUCAAAACAAAAUUCCAGACUUCAGCACGGACCUGUAUAGUUCGGGCUUGGUUUUAUUACAUGCCGCUACAGGUAGCGCUCCAUACCACGGUUAUGAUUACGACCCCUACUAUCUUAUCACUUUAGUGAAGGAAGGAAAAGUACUCGAACUAUUAACUAGAGAGGAACUGAACAGAAUGACGGGGAACCCUCAAGUGCAGGAGAUUUUGGAACUUAUAUUGGUGAAAAGGUGCACAUUAGAGGAGCUUCUUCCAUUACAUACUUGA